CUCGCGAAGAAUCCGAAGCUUGGUUCCUGGCCGUAGGCGUGGCCCCAGAUAGACACCAUCCAAUAAGCGGUGACGUUGCGCAUCCUUAAGCGCCGUAAUACGGAAAAAAUAUUGACCGCACAGAUAUCCGUGCGGUCCAUUUGAGGCCGUGGAAGAGGGCGCCAUCCCCCCUUUUCUUCCCAGUGGUAGUGGUAGGGGGAACGGUAGUUGUGUUAGACCCCCCCCCGACCCCACUGGAACCGUGGUAGUCACCUCACGGAAGGAUCAUUAGACGUUUAUCCUUAGUGCGGAGCAGUGCAGUGAUUCGACAUCAUUAUCGCGAGUGAUAAUAUCCAUCAAUCAUAAACUACCAAUCAUUUAGCCGUUGGAUGGUCUUGAGCUGAUGUCCUGGAUGGUACCAAAUUCUGCUUGAUGAUGGAGAGCUGCGAUCCAUCAGCUCAGACCUACGAGGACUCUUCAGACCCAAGCGAAAGCAGCCACUUUGACUCUAACCUGAUCAGCUACAGUCCAAGUGACCCCAAGUUGACCGGUUUGAACUUAUCAGUCUGUCGGAAGGUCAAUCCAGGUGUCAGGGUCCUCGAGAAGGAACCUGCUGAUCAUCCGAAUCCUAGACCAGUUGAUCUCCAGCCUAGAGCCAUUCAAAGCCAUGGUCCUGGUCAUCAACACCAUCAACACCAUCCGCCCCACCAUCAAUUCGACCACUUUGGCCACGACCUGUCGCUGUUGAAGCCCAAGAACUUCCAGUUUGAGCGGGCUCACGUGCUAAGUGAUCACCCGGACCUGGACAAGGAGUACGGAACCACCAGGACCAGGAGACAGAAACUUGCUGGAGAGUUCAAGGAGUUUGGACUGACCAAAAAUUACAUGAUGAAGGAGUUUGGGUUGGUGGACCACCAAGGUAUGAUGGGUGUUGGACAUAUGGGGAACAGGAUCAUGGACGGCUCAGCUUGCGAGUUCAGGAGCGGAUUGGGAGUUCAGAGAGCUCCUAAUGAACAUAGUGCUGAGAGAAGACAGCUUCUGGGGGCUAUUGAUUUCGGGCAAAACGUGUCCUUGCCUAACAGGAUGGUCAUUCAUCACCAGCCUCAGCAGCAGCAGACGACUUCCUUUACUAUUGAUGCUAUUCUGGGGAAGAAUAGCCAGCGAGAAAAGUACCAGAGGUGCGCUGUUGGGAACCGGAAACUUUCCAGGCAAGAGUGUCACCAGGAACUGAAAACCAGUCCCGUGUCAUCCUGUUCGCGAGUGGUCACCGACCUGAACAUGGCCAAUCCGGGAAAAACGAAACGCGUUCGCACAAUCUUCACCGCGGAACAAUUGGAACGGCUAGAAGGCGAGUUCGCCAGGACCCAGUACAUGGUAGGACCAGAAAGACUGUACCUGGCCCAUUCCUUGCGGCUGACCGAGGCCCAGGUGAAGGUCUGGUUCCAGAACCGGCGGAUAAAAUGGCGAAAGGUCCACCACGAACAGCAGACCCAGCGGGUCAACGAACUAAGACAAAGGUCGCUGUCGUCUUUAGAGGACGACGAUUGCAAGGAACCGGAACCUGGUGAAUGGUGAGAAGGACAAUUAUAACCUCACACACCAACCUGAUUUUUUUCCAGUACUAUGCAGGUGUAAAUAAGGUUACUUUGAACAUUCAACCGAACCUUGGACUUUUUUUUAAUAAUACUGUAGCAGACUGCGAAAAAUUUGCGCGGGAAUUUUAAAUUUUUAAAUAGAGAAGUUGCAUUUUUUUUUAAUUUUACUAUUUUUAAAAAGUUUAGUUGAAGUUAUUAAGGAGAUUUGAGCGAAUCUAAUGUAAAAAAUAAUUUCCAACUUUGAGCUUUGAAAUUGAGUAUACGUAUAAAUAAAUACG
Molecule: messenger RNA, 1852 nt
Organism: Cotesia glomerata
Lineage: Eukaryota; Metazoa; Arthropoda; Insecta; Hymenoptera; Braconidae
Exons: 2
Coding region: 412-1554 (380 amino acids)
Biological process (GO): central nervous system development; neuron differentiation; regulation of DNA-templated transcription
Molecular function (GO): DNA-binding transcription factor activity, RNA polymerase II-specific; DNA binding
Source: RefSeq, a predicted model, not a curated record